AUGUGUCAUGAGUGACAUAAAUAGAAGAAGAGUUCAUUCAGCCAUUACAUUCACUCGCAGUCAGUGGUGGAGGACACAGGUCAUUAGCAACCCGACAACAUGCUAUCCGUGAGAGUUGCUGCAGCUUUGGUCAGGACCCUGCCAAGAAGGGCCGGAUUUGUGUCCAAGGCUGUACCGGCCGCUUGUGUUGGGGUCAACCACCUCCACACACACAGACCAUGGCUGCAGAAGACAGGCACAGCUGAGGUGUCCUCCAUCUUGGAGGAAAAGAUCAUGGGGGCUGAUACAUCUGCAGACCUGGAGGAGACAGGACGUGUGCUGUCCAUUGGAGAUGGUAUUGCCAGAGUGUACGGUCUGAGGAAUGUCCAGGCAGAAGAGAUGGUGGAAUUCUCAUCUGGUCUGAAGGGUAUGUCUCUGAAUUUGGAGCCUGACAACGUUGGUGUUGUUGUAUUCGGUAACGACAAGCUGAUCAAGGAGGGUGACAUUGUGAAGAGGACUGGUGCCAUUGUGGACGUUCCUGUUGGCGUGGAGCUGCUUGGCCGUGUGGUUGAUGCUCUGGGAAACGCUAUUGAUGGAAAGGGUCCUCUUGGUUCCAACACCCGUAGACGUGUGGGUCUGAAGGCCCCUGGUAUCAUCCCCCGUAUUUCUGUGAGGGAGCCUAUGCAGACUGGAAUCAAAGCUGUGGACAGUCUGGUGCCCAUUGGUAGAGGCCAGCGUGAGCUGAUCAUUGGUGACAGGCAGACUGGCAAAACUGCCAUUGCCAUUGAUACAAUCAUCAACCAGAAGCGCUUCAACGAAGGAACUGAAGAGAAGAAGAAGCUGUACUGCAUCUACGUCGCCAUCGGACAGAAGAGGUCCACUGUUGCUCAGCUGGUCAAGAGGCUGACUGAUGCCGAUGCCAUGAAGUACACCAUCGUGGUCUCUGCCACUGCCUCUGAUGCCGCCCCUCUGCAGUACCUGGCCCCAUACUCUGGCUGCUCCAUGGGAGAAUAUUUCAGAGACAACGGCAAACAUGCCCUCAUCAUCUAUGAUGAUCUGUCCAAGCAGGCCGUUGCCUACCGUCAGAUGUCCCUGCUGCUGCGUCGUCCCCCAGGUCGUGAAGCCUACCCCGGUGAUGUGUUCUACCUGCACUCCCGUCUGCUGGAGAGAGCUGCCAAGAUGAACGACAACUUUGGCGGCGGCUCCCUCACUGCCCUCCCUGUCAUUGAGACCCAAGCUGGUGAUGUGUCUGCUUACAUCCCCACCAAUGUCAUCUCUAUCACAGACGGACAGAUUUUCUUGGAGACUGAGCUGUUCUAUAAGGGAAUCCGCCCAGCUAUCAACGUUGGUCUGUCUGUGUCCAGAGUAGGAUCUGCUGCUCAGACUAGAGCCAUGAAGCAGGUGGCUGGUACCAUGAAGCUUGAGCUGGCUCAGUACCGUGAGGUGGCUGCCUUCGCCCAGUUCGGUUCUGACCUCGAUGCUGCCACCCAGCAGCUUCUGAACAGGGGAGUCAGGCUCACUGAACUCCUGAAGCAAGGACAGUACUGUCCCAUGGCCAUUGAGGAACAGGUAACGGUCAUCUAUGCUGGUGUCAGAGGUCACCUGGACAAGAUGGAGCCUAGCAAGAUCACAAGGUUCGAGAAGGCCUUCCUGCAGCAUGUCCUCAGCCAGCAACAGGACUUGCUUUCUGCAAUCAGGGCUGACGGCAUGAUCUCAGAGGCAUCAGAUACUAAACUGAAGCAGGUUGUACUGAACUUCCUGUCCAGCUUUGAGUAAUGGAUAGCACUUCCUGUUCUUCAGUGAGCUCCCUGUCUUUGUCCCCAUGCUUAUAUGUGUGAACACACUGAAGGCCAAAACCUCCAUGUACAGAUUUCUUCAAAUAAAAUUUUACAACCCUACUGUGCUGUAAAAUUCUCCUGGUUGUUCACUUACGUGCAGUAAGUGUAGUGUUUGGGUUUGUGCCCUCGGAGCACAUUUCACCAGUGGCAGAUCAGCAAGUCAUUUGAGUAGGACAUUCAACACCUUCUAUUUAAACACAUCAAAUGUGUGUUUUUAUUGUAAAAAAAAUAAAAAAUACCAUGUUAACAUGUAUAACAUUACACAUUCAACAGUCAUCUGCUUAGUGAGUUGAGUUUAUGGAGGGUACAGUAGUGGUAUUAAAUGUACAAGUAACUGUUCAUUACUGGUUACAGAGAUUGUAAAGAGUCAAGUGUGGGCCUGGUUCCUCACAUAUGGUUGAAAUGAUGUGGUAAAAUGUUUGAUACUAUAAUAAAUUCUGUGACCCAUC
Molecule: messenger RNA, 2266 nt
Organism: Solea solea (common sole)
Lineage: Eukaryota; Metazoa; Chordata; Actinopteri; Pleuronectiformes; Soleidae
Product: ATP synthase subunit alpha, mitochondrial-like
Exons: 11
Coding region: 100-1755 (551 amino acids)
Biological process (GO): proton transmembrane transport; proton motive force-driven ATP synthesis
Molecular function (GO): ADP binding; proton-transporting ATP synthase activity, rotational mechanism; ATP binding
Source: RefSeq, a predicted model, not a curated record